This is a messenger RNA of Fusarium sp. VM40, 468 nucleotides long. The record is from the annotation of a GenBank genome assembly. Lineage: Eukaryota; Fungi; Ascomycota; Sordariomycetes; Hypocreales; Nectriaceae.
AUGCUCGAGUUCAUCCCCCCCACGCAAGCCCCGGCCAAUGGCAUCCGAUUCUUCAACUGGCCAGGCAGCGGUGAACAGAUCUCGGACUCUCUUAAAUUUACCCACGCUUGUGUCAUACCACCCAAUGCAUCUAUUAUCCACGUCGGCGGCCAAGCCGGAAUCACCGACGAGGGGACCGUCCCUAGUGACCUAGGUGAUGAGAUUCGUGAAGCAUUCUCUCAUAUUGAGCUCUCCCUUCGGUCGGCUGGCCUCACUGGCACAAGCGCUGAGGUUUGGGCUUGUGUCUACAAGGUCACAACCUAUCACGCCAAUACGGAUGAAAAUUUCGGCAUGAUCUUGCAUGGGAUCUUGAUUGAACAUGUUGGAGAAAAUCGACCUCUGUUCACCGGCGUCGACGUUUUUAAGCUUCUGCGUCCUGACCUACACCUCGAAAUCGAGGUGGAAGCAUUUCUUCCCAAGGCUGCAUAG